Gadus chalcogrammus (walleye pollock) is the source of this 839-nucleotide messenger RNA. RefSeq lists its product as uncharacterized. NCBI's taxonomy places the organism in Eukaryota, Metazoa, Chordata, Actinopteri, Gadiformes, Gadidae. The coding region runs from base 102 to 722 and encodes 206 amino acids. Gene Ontology annotation, molecular function: adenine phosphoribosyltransferase activity. The record is from RefSeq and is a predicted model, not a curated record. The transcript has 5 exons.
GGCGUCGGAGGGUAAUACAGUUGGCACAACACUGGAACCCGAUAUGCUCGUCUGUGACCACAAGCCUUGCCCGCUGUGUCUGUGUAAACUACUGCUUGAGAAUGGAUGUACUGGCUGUUCCGACAGACAGGCAGAAAGGUUGGUAUUUGUCUCUAAUGGCCCCCAACACCAAAGGACCAACGUUUGCCUGGCUUGACCCUUCCAGACUCUACUGCAACUCCCAGGCUCUAGCAGACUGUGUGAAAGACCUUCUCAGCCCCUUCCAGAAUGACAGUGUGGACCUGGUAGCUGGCAUAGAUGCAAUGGGAUUUAUUCUUGGGGCCUCUGUGGCCACCACUCUGGGGAAGGGGUUCCUGGCCAUCCGUAAGGCCGGCCACCUCUGCAUAGCAACCCAGAGCCAGCAAUACACUGACUACUCAUGCCGGGAAAAAAACAUGGAAGUACGCCUUGAUGUGCUCAAGCCAGGUCUCAAAGUGUUAUUAGUGGACCAGUGGAUAGAGACCGGAGGCACGAUGAAGGCGGCCAUUCAACUCGUGGAGCAGCUGGGAGCCAUCGUUGUAGGUGUGGCUGCAGUCGCAAUUGAGAACACAGAAGGAGGAAAAUGGAUAAAGAAACAUUACAAACACGCCCAUUGCAUCCCAGAGAAACUCCAAGAACAAAUUGAUCGCCAACACCUUGAGUUGUUAAGAGUUGAAAACACGCCAAUUACUCUCACAUAUUAGGAAGAAUAAGACAGAGAUCAUUUUUACGUCAAUUUAAGACAGGCAAAAUUUGUUCAAUAUUUGUAAAAUAUGUUCAUUGUACUCAUGUAAAAAAAAACAUAUUGAUUAAACAAUAUG